CAAGCACGGAAAUAACUACCUAACAGCUGUUCUACAAUAUUCGUUCGGGCAACUCAGGUAGCAGCUGUAUUCGGACCAAGACGCAGCCGUUUUCCUUGGAAUUGCGAUUGUUUGGGCACAGAAUAGUGGCUUUCUCAUUGUUUAAUGCUUCUUUGUAUGGAACGAAGUAUUUCAAUUUUCAAAGUUUAUUGUGAUAUUGUUUAAUGCGAUAACGGUGUUGCAAGUGCGUGAAUUAUUAAAAGCGUAAGGCAUUGGUGAUGUUUACUAAAAUUCGUUCGUUGUUAUUGUGAGUCUUGAUUAGUUGAAAUGCCUCGCGAAUACGUGGACCGCGAGGAGAGCAGAGUGUUAUGUCAAUAGAAUCUCGACGCGUAGAUAGCAAUAUUAGUUUUAUAUUUGAUAAGCCUAGGACGAAAAGUUUAUAAAAAAUGUCUAGUACGGUACCAACCAGUUCUGCUUUGAGGGCUUUGGCCUUAGAAUAUAAAAGCCUGCAAGAAGAACCUGUCGAAGGUUUCAGAGUGAAAUUAUUGGGAGAGGACAAUCUAUUCGAGUGGGAAGUUGCAAUAUUCGGACCGCCAGAUACAUUAUACCAAGGCGGGUACUUCAAGGCACAUAUGAAAUUCCCUCCAGACUACCCAUAUUCACCACCAUCAAUUAGAUUUUUAACAAAAGUUUGGCAUCCAAAUGUAUAUGAGAACGGCGAUCUGUGUAUAUCUAUCCUGCACCCGCCAGUCGACGAUCCACAAUCGGGGGAGUUGCCCUGUGAGCGUUGGAACCCAACCCAGUCGGUUCGCACCGUACUCCUAUCUGUCAUAUCGCUGUUGAACGAGCCCAACACCUUCAGUCCGGCUAAUGUGGAUGCGAGCGUCAUGUACCGCCGCUGGCGUGACUCGAAGGGCAAGGAUAAGGAAUACGAGAACAUCAUCAGAAAACAAGCUCAAGUGGCGCGCAUGGAAGCGGAAAAGGAAGGAAUAGUAGUGCCGCUUACAUUAGAAGAUUAUUGCAUUAAAACUCAAGUCAAGGCAACAACACACGAACCGCAGCUGGAUAUGACAGACUUCUACGACGACGACUAUGACCUUGACACAGAUUCAGAAGAUGAAAUCGAGGGCGGGGAAGGAGAUGGGGAUGACAGCGGCAACGGGGAAUCGUGAGGGCGUGUCCCGAAUGAUACAGACACGCAAACAGCUACAACUAACAAGGAAAUAAACAAAAUAAGCAAUGACGACAAACAUUCAAUGCGCCAUACACAUGUUCGGCACUUUUUACCGUGCACGCGUGACGUUUGAAACUUUGACAGCUGUCAAACGUCUUCUCGAUGGUCGUCGAUUGUAAACUGUCUGCGUCAUGCAUAUUCGCGUCACAACGAAAGCGAUCUCCUGCAAACGCGUACGGAUAGCCAUGAUUCAUGACAAGAAUAUGAUUCUUAACAC
Messenger RNA from Colias croceus (clouded yellow), 1430 nucleotides. RefSeq names its product ubiquitin-conjugating enzyme E2 R2. NCBI's taxonomy places the organism in Eukaryota, Metazoa, Arthropoda, Insecta, Lepidoptera, Pieridae. Gene Ontology annotation, biological process: ubiquitin-dependent protein catabolic process; protein polyubiquitination. The record is from RefSeq and is a predicted model, not a curated record. The transcript has 5 exons. Bases 426 to 1151 code for a protein of 241 amino acids. Gene Ontology annotation, molecular function: ubiquitin conjugating enzyme activity.